AUGAACAUGAAUUACUCACAGCAACCCAUGAAUAACACGACGAUCUCAAAAGAUACUGGUGAAUCUUCCAUUGCGUUGAAUGAUCCACAAGCUACACCCUUCUACUAUCCUCAUCAAACCCAAACUCAACCUGGUUCAGUAGUUGUAGGAAUGAGUAAUUACCCCCAACAACCACCUCAAACCAUGUACAUUCAACCACAAGGACAACCCGUACAACAAGUUUACAUGACAACCUCUAACCUUCCUCCAGGAACGACCGCCGUGUAUUAUCAACCAACCAUGCCAGGACAGCCUUAUGUCGUUCAAUCAGCAACCGUUCCAACGACGAGUAAUAUUACCACUCAACAGCCUACAGUGAUGGCAACCACAACAACAUCUCUCCCGACAGGUGUGAAUGUUUCCUCUUCCUUCUCAACUCCUGAAGGUUCACAAGCUCAGAAUGCGUUCAACACGGCUUUGUUGGUUUCCAUGUUGAUGUGGUUCUUUGGUAUUGGCUUUUGCUUUUCAUGUUUCUUUUGGAUUCCAGUGUUAAAGUAUAAAAAAUCCAAUGACGCCACUGCACGUCGAUAUGGAACGUAUGGACAGUAUGGAUUUGUAAUUACGACAGUUCUUAAUGUGAUUACUUUUAUAUUUAUUAUCAUACCGAUCAUUGUUGCAGUUGCCAUUACAUCCAGUUAUCGUAGAAGGUGA
Messenger RNA from Naegleria lovaniensis, 690 nucleotides. RefSeq lists its product as uncharacterized. The record is from RefSeq and is a predicted model, not a curated record. Lineage: Eukaryota; Heterolobosea; Eutetramitea; Acrasida; Naegleriidae. Bases 1 to 690 code for a protein of 229 amino acids. The transcript has a single exon.